Messenger RNA from Funneliformis caledonium, 781 nucleotides. Lineage: Eukaryota; Fungi; Glomeromycota; Glomeromycetes; Glomerales; Glomeraceae. The record is from the annotation of a GenBank genome assembly.
AUGUAUAAAAAAAUUACCUUGAUUCUUUGGUUAUUAGCGGCCGUAAUUCCUUUUGUAACUCUCGCUCAGAAAACUUGUGAAGAAACCUUUCAAGCGACCGAUGUCACCCCAUCAUCUCAAUGUCCAACAAAUAUUCAUUUCGGCAAUGUUAUCUUUGAAGAGUACGGAAAAGCUGGUUAUGAAGUGUCCACGUAUAAUAUUUCCACCUACGAUCUCGAACCUUUUAAGUCAGCAGUGGAUAAGUAUUGCGUACUAGAGUAUACAUGUGAUCCAUCAGAAGUUGAACAAACCUUGAAAAAGCUCAAGACAGAUUGUUCCACUGAAUUGUCGGCUCCUUUGGAUUUAAGCGCUGAUCCCAGAACGUUUGAUGUCAAUUCGUUGAUGGCUUACGGUACAUUUCUCGCUUAUUAUGAUGAAUCUUGCUUUAUCGAAUUGUUCAAUAAUGUGGUUGAAUUCGCCAAGAAAGAAAGUAAUGGGGAUAUAAACGUUGCCAUAUCUCUUGAUUGGAAGACCUUAUUCCUACCCGAUGAAUCCACCAAAGAAUUUCUAAAGGAUUUGAAUUGCGGUGAAUGUUGGACUAAAAUUGCAAACAUUUACUUGACCUAUAUCGAAGCUUAUCCAAUGGAUGAGCAACUUGAAACCAAUAUUUUCGGCGGUCCUGGUCAAAUGAAAGAAAAACUUUCAGCUGCAUACGAGGAUAGCACCGAGGAUGAGGGAGUUGAUGUUGUUGAAAUGAGAGUUGAGAAGAGAGAUUCUGGAUGUUCAGCCAGGAAAAAUGGUC